Cucumis melo (muskmelon) is the source of this 1522-nucleotide messenger RNA. Its product is annotated as actin-related protein 2. Gene Ontology annotation, biological process: Arp2/3 complex-mediated actin nucleation. Gene Ontology annotation, molecular function: actin filament binding. NCBI's taxonomy places the organism in Eukaryota, Viridiplantae, Streptophyta, Magnoliopsida, Cucurbitales, Cucurbitaceae. The coding region runs from base 166 to 1335 and encodes 389 amino acids. The record is from RefSeq and is a predicted model, not a curated record. Gene Ontology annotation, cellular component: Arp2/3 protein complex; actin cortical patch. The transcript has 15 exons.
AUGGAAUUAAAGUACUAACUUUGUAUUUGGUGGCAUAGACUUAGUAUCUCAAUUCGUUGACGCUUCCCCUACUUUCCUUAACUUCAACUUCAAACCAUCGCAACCCAGGCAGAUCAAUCGGAGUCUCAGAGAAGGGCCACCCACAACCAUCCGCAUCGCCACCGCAUGGAUAAUCGGAAUGUUGUUGUCUGCGACAAUGGCACUGGGUACGUAAAAUGUGGAUUUGCUGGGGAGAAUUUUCCCACUUCUGUGUUUCCUUGUGUGGUUGGAAGGCCGCUGCUUCGCUAUGAAGAAUCACUCAUCGAACAGGAGUUGAAGGAUAUUGUUGUUGGAGAAAGCUGUGCUGAUUUGCGCCAUCAGCUUGAUAUAACGUAUCCUGUUCAUAAUGGUAUCGUACAAAAUUGGGAUGAUAUGUGUCAUGUGUGGGAUCAUGCAUUUUUCAACGAACUCAAGAUAGAUCCAAAAGAAUGUAAAAUUUUGCUCACAGAUCCACCUCUCAAUCCUUCAAAGAACCGUGAAAAAAUGGUUGAGACCAUGUUUGAGAAGUACAACUUUUCUGGGGUCUUCAUUCAAAUCCAAGCAGUUUUAACUUUGUAUGCUCAAGGUUUACUGACUGGGUUAGUCAUCGACUCUGGUGAUGGUGUCACUCAUGUGGUUCCAGUUGUUGAUGGUUACUCAUUUCCUCAUCUUACAAAAAGAAUGAAUGUAGCUGGGCGACACAUUACUUCCUAUCUUGUUGAUUUACUCUCACGGAGAGGGUAUGCUAUGAAUAGGUCUGCUGAUUUUGAGACUGUUAGGGAAAUUAAGGAGAAGUUAUGCUAUAUAAGUUAUGAUUACAAGAGGGAAUAUCAACUGGGCCUUGAGACCACCAUUCUUGUCAAGAACUACACUCUUCCAGAUGGAAGAGUGAUCAAAGUUGGCACUGAACGUUUUCAAGCUCCUGAAGCGCUCUUUACUCCAGAACUGAUAGAUGUAGAAGGGGAUGGCAUGGCAGAUAUGGUUUUUCGUUGCAUACAAGAAAUGGAUAUUGAUAACCGGAUGAUGCUUUACCAGCAUAUCGUUUUAAGUGGUGGGAGCACAAUGUAUCCAGGAUUACCUAGUCGUUUGGAGAAAGAAAUACUUGACCGCUAUCUCGAAGUCGUCUUGAAGGGAAACAGAGACGGUUUAAAGAAACUGAGACUGCGGAUAGAGGAUCCACCAAGAAGAAAGCACAUGGUGUAUCUGGGAGGUGCAGUCCUAGCAGGAAUAAUGAAGGAUGCACCUGAAUUUUGGAUCAGCAGGGAAGAUUAUCUAGAAGAAGGUCUUGGUUGUCUAAGCAAAUGUGGCCAGGCCUGACUCUUUAGAACUAGUUGCUUUAUGAUUGCUCGUCAGAUCAAUUGAGGAUGAUGAAAAUAUGCUUUGUCUACAAUUUUAUGACAUAGCUUAUGAAGACAAGGUUGAUUAUGACAUCAAAUGGGAAAUUCUUAUACGUUUAUAAUCUUUGUAUGUUCAAAUAUGAUUAUGAAAAUUAUAUUGUUGUCUA